Molecule: messenger RNA, 2186 nt
Organism: Herpailurus yagouaroundi (jaguarundi)
Lineage: Eukaryota; Metazoa; Chordata; Mammalia; Carnivora; Felidae
Gene: DBX1
Product: developing brain homeobox 1
Biological process (GO): regulation of transcription by RNA polymerase II; cell differentiation in spinal cord
Molecular function (GO): DNA binding; DNA-binding transcription factor activity, RNA polymerase II-specific
Source: RefSeq, a predicted model, not a curated record
CGUUUGCUAAGCCCAAGAGAGAGGGCAUCGCGGGGGCGGGAGGGGCGGGAAGCGAGGCAUUUACCCUCAGGCCACUGGAAGAAGGGUUAUUCCGUCCGCCCCGCGCCUAACAUGAUGUUCCCUGGCCUCCUCGCGCCCCCCGCCGGGUACCCGAGCCUCUUGCGUCCCACGCCCACCUUAACGCUGCCCCAGUCCCUGCAGUCGGCAUUUUCCGGCCACUCGAGCUUUCUGGUGGAGGAUCUGAUCCGCAUCAGCCGGCCUCCGGCUUACCUGCCCCGCAGCUUACCCACGGCCAGCAUGUCGCCCCCUAGGCAGGGGGCCCCCGCGACUCUCACAGACACCGGGACCUCGGACCUGGGCUCCCCGGGUCCAGGCAGCCGACCGGACGGUUCACCUCAGACGGCCGCCGCCCCUGCAAGCGAGCCAACGUUUCUGAAGUUUGGGGUUAACGCCAUCCUCUCCUCUGCUCCCAGAACCGAAACAUCCCCUGCCUUACUCCAGAGCGUCCCUCCCAAGACCUUCGCCUUUCCCUACUUUGAAGGCUCCUUCCAGCCUUUCAUCAGAUCUUCUUAUUUCCCAGCGUCCUCGAGCGUCGUGCCCAUCCCGGGGACCUUCUCCUGGCCGCUUGCUGCCCGCGGCAAGCCUCGCCGAGGCAUGCUGCGACGAGCCGUGUUCUCCGACGUGCAGCGCAAGGCGCUGGAGAAGAUGUUCCAGAAGCAGAAGUACAUCAGCAAGCCCGACCGCAAGAAGCUGGCGGCCAAGUUGGGCUUGAAAGACUCACAAGUGAAAAUCUGGUUCCAGAACCGACGCAUGAAGUGGCGGAACUCCAAGGAGCGCGAGCUUCUGUCUAGCGGGGGCUGCCGAGAGCAGACCCUUCCCACGAAACUCAAUCCGCACCCGGACCUCAGCGACGUGGGCCACAAGGGCCCAGGGGAUGACGAGGAGGAAGACGACGGCCCGGGCAGCCCCCGCCACCGCCUGGUCUAUCACGCGUCCCCCGACCCUCGGCACCUGCGGGACCCGCGGCUGGAAGGGCCGCUGCCUGCCUCACCGGCUCACUCCAGCAGCCCCGGCAAGCCUUCGGACUUCUCCGACUCCGAGGAUGAUGAGGAGGGCGAAGAGGAGGAGAUCACCGUGUCUUAGAAGCCCUCCCGUGCCCUGCGUACUGUUUCAAAGUACUUUGAAAUUGAAGAGGUGUGAUUCAGUCUGCUUGUCCGCUUAGUCCCCGCUGUCCAGACGCUGCCGCUUCCCUUUGCAGAACCUCAGCCUGGUCGAGGGCGCCGCAGCCCCUUCCAUUGCCCAAAAUGGCGUUUCCUUGCCCCACACACCUCCUGGCAGCUCUCUCCACGCAAGUGAAGUUUAGGUCUUGGUCCCAGCCUUAACUUCCCACCGGAGCUCCUAUCUUGCUUAUUGCAAGCUAUUUAAAACACAGUGGAGUGUUCACUCCUAUAGCCUGGGUCUUGCUGUGAGCCAGGCCCUGCUGGUCUUUAGAAGCCACAACUCUAAGACAGGAAACUCUUUAUGGAGAAGGAAACGGAGUUAGGAGUCACAACACCAAGCAUAUAACUCUAAGACCUCUGACUUCCUAGAUCCACCCCCCUGUCUUAGGUGGAAUGGUCUCCUCUACCCAUGUCGACUCUGGUAACCCAGCCUUUCCAUAGCAGCUCCCUUAGAUAUCUGAAUUUAAAAAAAAACUUUUUUUUUUUUUUAAUUUUAUACACAUAUACACCUUCAGGUCUAAGGCACAACAUAAAUACUGAGUCCUUCCUGUUGUAUUCCAAAUGCUCUCUGGGCAAAGAAGUGAGUUAUUGAGGGAAGAGUCAGUCUCUAUUUCUGUAUGUGUCUUUCAGAGCUUUUUCUUUUUAAUUUCUGCAUCCAUAGUAUAUGCACCAAGCACUCUACCUUGUGCCCUUUUAUUAUUUCUGGGGAGAUUACGCUGACCUGCAAGACUCGAGCACUGGGCAUGACAUAAGCAGAGGGAGAACCCACAGCCUCUUUGAUUUUGAUUUUUUUUUUUUACAGAACUUUGCUGUCUUUGCACAGCUUUUAUGAACUGUACACUAUUUUGUACACAUGUGUUGUAUGAUAUUUUAUACCAAUGUUAUUGUGAAUGACUAUAAAGGAUUGACUAGACUUUUCUCUCUGUCUCUCUCUGCAAUGGCUUUUAAACUUUAAAAAGGUAGCUG